This is a messenger RNA of Galleria mellonella (greater wax moth), 712 nucleotides long. RefSeq lists its product as uncharacterized. Bases 160 to 561 code for a protein of 133 amino acids. The transcript is spliced from 2 exons. The record is from RefSeq and is a predicted model, not a curated record. Lineage: Eukaryota; Metazoa; Arthropoda; Insecta; Lepidoptera; Pyralidae.
CAGCGACAAGAGAUCUGACGUGACGUUGUUUUGUUUCGUGAUCUUUUCAAGAUCAAGAUUCGUAGAACUGAAGAAUCAUUGUCUGUUCAAAAUAUAAAUUUUUGCUCUUUGUUACAAUUUGUGAUGUGAAUAUUUGAAUGAGAAGCAUUGGCUACAGACAUGGGGUUGAAAACGUUCGACAUAGCCGCAAUAAUAUUAAACUUGAUACAUUGCGCUUACACUGACAAUAUCCUGUCCUGCAACGUGACCGCUCUCCAUCCGUGCCCUGGGGAGCAUAAGAUAUGUAAUGAGAGCACGGGACGAUGCGAAUGUUUACCUGAGUUUACUUUAGUCGACGACGAGUGUGAACCUUCCAAUUCUUACUUGCCACCGCGCCACACCACCACGGCUGCUGUCGUCACUAUAUUUACACUAGCCCUAGUCGUAUGUGGCCUCGUUCUAGUUAUAAGAAAGUAUAAUUUAAUUGAAUAUGCACGUCAGAAGAUCAACAUGAGAAGAAACAAUGACGUUAUGUACGAGGACGUAAUGAUAGGCCAGGAUGACCCGCCCCUCACUCCUUGAAGUUGCCUUGGUAGCUAAGAGCCCAUUUUAAAGUUGUUAGAAUUGUUUUUGCCCUUUAUUCGUAGGUAAUGUAAAUUGCAUGCCCAUCUUGCCUUAACAUGUUUAGUGGUAUUGAUUUCAUGUUAAUCUGAAUAUAAAAUUGUAAUUUUGA